GUAAAUUAUUCGCUGCUCGUCGCGGAAAUGUUUCGUAUUGCAUCGAAGCGAUCAGUCAGCCAGACGUUGAAAAGAGCCCGUCAACAAUCAAAUCAAGCCGCUGCUCCACCGAAGCCACCAGUUCAACCACCAAAAAAAUCCGGAGGUGGCAAAGGAUUGGCUCUUGUCGGAGCAACCGUUGUUGGAGCUGGUGGUGUUGUCGGAUACGCGUAUGUCGACCCUGAGUUCCGUCACAAAGUCGAAUCCACUGUUCCGCCAGUGAAACAAGUUUUCGACGCAGUUUUGGGAGAAUCUAGCUUGCAGAAGACAAAACAACAGAUCGGUGACCUCAAGGAUGCUGUAGUGAACGCUGUCCCAAAAAAGAAGGAAGUUCUUCCUCCAUUGGAGCUCGCGCCACUGCCGCCUGUCCUUCCAAGAGAGCCCACACAUGUUGACCCAGUGGAUGUUCGCAAAGAUGUGACCCCAAUGAUCCCAAAACCUUCUCCAGAUGUCGUCUUUGCCAAGAACCAACAACUUGAGGAGAAGCUUAAAAUCGCAAUUCACUCUGCUGAAGGAAAAGUGCGUUUAGCCACUGAGGCCAAGCUGAAGACCAUCAAUGCGAUCAAUGAGCAUGCCAGUAUUCUCAAGCAAACCGUCGAUGAUGCUAAGCACGCCAACUGGGAAAACGUCACUUCUGCUCUUCAAAGAGCCGAAGCUGAGGCACGCGUCGACAGUGGCCAAGAGGUGGACGGGAGAAACUACAUUGAUAACCUUCGCAAGAUUGUGAACGAUGGAAAGCGAGAUUCAACUACCGCCACAAAUCCGCUACUUCUGAAUGCUCAAGAGACUGCUAAUAAGCUUUCUCAUCAGCUUGAUGAGAUCAACGCAUUGGUCAACAAGUCUCGUCAAGAAUCUGCAGUCCUCAAUCAGUACAAGGAUUUGAUUGAGAAGUCUCGUCAACAGUUUGCUCUUGAGAUGAAGAGCAUCUUGCCAAAUGUUGAUAUUCACGCUAAAGACAAAAAUCUCAACGAAGACGAACUGAAUGCAUUGAUCGCUCACGCUCAUCUCAAAGUUGACCAGCUUCGUUGUCAGCUUUCGGAUCAGCAAGUUCGCGAGGAACUGCACAUCUCAAAGGCUCUUGAAGAGCAGCGACUUGCCGAUGAGCGGAUCGCGUCUGAAAAAUUGAGCAUUGAGAUGAGCCGUGUUGGCCGUCAGAAUGAGUUGGAAAUCGAACGAGCUCUUGUGGAAAGCCGUUCAUCAUGGGAAGGUGAGCUGGAGAAUCAAUUGAAGCGCACCGCCUCGGCUCACUCUGAGCACUUGGAGCAAGUCAUCCGGACUCAGAGACAACUCUUCGAGAUUGAACAGAAUCAGAAGGUAGAGGAGGCAGUUUUGCAAGAGCGCAAUCUUCACAGCAAGCAAGUUGGUGCUGCGUUGAGCCGACUGGAGGGAAUCGAAGAGGCUCUCGGAAGCCGAGUUGCUCUUGACAACGAAAACCGUCGCGCCAAGCAGUUCUGGAUUGCGUGCCAUAAUUUGAUUGACACUUUGAAACAUGGUAACAAGGCCGGAAACAACAUUGAUGAGAGAAGACUUCCAUUGAACGAGUCUUUGAAUCUUCUCAAGGAGGUCAAUCCAGAAGACGAGUUUGUCAACGCCAUCAUCGACUCGUUCCCAAAACAAGCGACCACAGUUGGCACAUACACUGAGCAGGAUCUCAAAAACCGCUUCGAGCAACUGUACAAGAUUGGUCGCAAGACUGCUUCUAUCGAUGAGAACGGAGGAACCUUAGGAGCCUAUUUCUGGUCGUACGUCAAAUCCCUGUUCCUCGUGGAUAUGCCACAACAGUAUGGAAAUUUAGAUGCUAUUGAUGUGAACAACACUGAUAACUAUGAGAUCCUUUCCCGCGCCAAGCAGUACGUACACAAUGGUGAUCUCGAUAAGGCGAUUCGCGUUGUUCAACUUUUGAAGGGUCAGCCAGCUCAUCUUGCUCGUGACUGGAUCGUCGACACCCGCUCCUACCUCGAGUCUCGCCUUCUCGCCCAGCUUCUUGUGGCUCACGCCGCCGUCUCCUCGAUUCGCUCAACUUAUUAGAACAAUUGAUUGUCUUGCGUCACCGUUUUUUAAAAUUGUGUUCUACUGGUUUUCACUACACUCAUUUUAUUUUUCUCUAUUUCUCACCCUAUUUAAAACGAUCCAAAUGUUUUAAAAACGUUUUGCUGCUAGUAGUAUUGUGUGUGUGUCUUUUAGAAACCAAUUUCUUGUUGGUAGUUUAUAGUAGAUGGGUGUGUGCACAUUUUCUCCCCGUUUUUUUUUCCAAACUCUCGCCGUCAAUUUUUUCCAAGUUUGUGUAGUUUUUCGAACCGUCGAUGUAUUGAAUAAAUGUGAAAAUUUUACAAUUUUUUACCAGAAAUAAGUAUGAUUUGUAGAAGUUUGAGACAAACAAAUAAAGAAUCUCUAGAAGUGCA
Caenorhabditis elegans is the source of this 2441-nucleotide messenger RNA. It is a transcript of the gene immt-1, whose product is annotated as MICOS complex subunit MIC60-1. The transcript is spliced from 11 exons. Gene Ontology annotation, cellular component: mitochondrial inner membrane; cytoplasm; mitochondrial envelope. The record is from RefSeq and is marked reviewed. NCBI's taxonomy places the organism in Eukaryota, Metazoa, Nematoda, Chromadorea, Rhabditida, Rhabditidae. The coding region runs from base 28 to 2067 and encodes 679 amino acids.